AUGGCUACCCCUAGUGUCCUAGCUUUUGACGCUGAGGGUCGUGCCAUUGACUUUGAGGUCUGGCUCGACGACCUGCAGCUGUUCUUACAGUGCGAUAGGGCAGACGGUCUUUCUCUCUUUGACCUCACCUCUGGCGUCGUCCCUGCCCCUGCUGCUGAUGCUGACGCCACUGUUUGCUCACAGUGGGCCACGCGCGAUGCUGCUGCACGUCUUGCUGUGCAUCGCCACCUGCCUACCGCUGAGCGCGGGCACUUUAGCCAGUACAAGAGUGCCCAGACCUUGUACGACGCUGUAGUUGCGCGCUACUCCUCCCCUGCCACUGCCGCACUGAGCCGCCUCAUGCUCCCCUUCCUCUUCCCUGACCUUGCCGCCUUUCCCACUGUCGCUGACCUCAUUAAGCACCUCCGCACUAGUGACACUCGCUACCGCGCUGCGCUUCCUGCUGACUUCUGCGCCACGAACCCCCCCCCCAUGUACAUCACUCUCUACUUUUUAGUCACUCGCCUCCCUGACUCCCUUCGUGUAGUCCGGGACCACUUCCUCGCGGGGUGUUCUCCUUCCCCUCUCCUGCCCUCUGUCGCCUCUGCUGCUGCGGCCGACCUCGUUGGUCUUGAGUCGGUCGGUGCGGCGUCUGCCCCUAGCGGGAGACGCCGCUCUGGCAAGGGCAAGGGGGGCAAGGGAGCGGGUGGGGCCAGCGGGGGCGGUGAAGGUGGCGGUGGAGGCGGCGGAGGGAGUGGGGGUGGCGGUGGAGGUGGUGGCGGGGGUGGGGGUGCUAGUGGCGGCAGUGGGGGCGGGGGUGGCGGCGGCGGUGGCGGUGGGAGCAGAGGUGGCGGAGGCGGCGGCGGUGGAGGCGGAGGCGGGGGCGGAGGUGGCGGUGGCGGUGGUGGAGGUGGUCGGAGUGGCGCUUCGCAGCGGAGCAGCACUGGGGGUGGUCAGCGCCAGUAG
Closterium sp. NIES-65 is the source of this 945-nucleotide messenger RNA. Lineage: Eukaryota; Viridiplantae; Streptophyta; Zygnematophyceae; Desmidiales; Closteriaceae. The record is from the annotation of a GenBank genome assembly.